GCGGCUUUCAAGUAUUUCUUAUACUACAACUCCUCCAAAUAGCGAAACGGUGAUUCCAAAUCAUAGCAUCAAAUCUCACAUAAUUCUAUACCAUAAUUCCAAUUCUUAAUACCAUCGACGGAUAUAUAGCCCUAUUCUCAUAUCAUCAAAACUGAUGCGAUUAUCCCAAUUCUCCAACUUAUUCCGAGCCUUCUUUGCCUUUUCUACUCCGACUAGGGUUCGUCCUUUAGUUCAUCAAUCACUACGCCACAACGCAACACCAUUGAGGUUUAUGCCGACUCUUCCCUUUAUAGGAAGUCUAUUUGGCUCAAGCUCUAGCAAACCUAACAAUAUGUCGUAUCCGGACCAGAGAACGCCUGACGAGUGGCGCGCCGUUCUCACUAAAGAACAAUUCAAAAUUCUCAGAGAAAAAGGUACCGAGCCGCCAGGAUCUGGGAAGUACGAUCAAUUUUUCUCCGAUUCUGGAGUGUAUACGUGUGCAGGCUGCAAUGCGCCCCUGUACAAAGCAAAUCACAAAUUCAAAUCUGGCUGCGGCUGGCCGGCAUACUUUGACAGCAUUCCCGGCGCUGUAACAAGACAUGUUGACAACGCGUGGGGUAUGGAAAGAACAGAGAUUUGCUGCGCCAAAUGCGGUGGCCAUCUUGGCCACGUCUUCAAGGGGGAGGGAUAUCCAACCCCAACAGAUGAGAGGCACUGUGUUAACAGUGUCAGCUUAAACUUCUCCCCAGAAGAUAAACCGGCCCAAGAAGGGGAGAAAUAGAGCAGGAUCAGUAUCUUAUGAGUCAUACGUCGAAAUUAAUUUUGUCAUUUUCAAGGAGUGAAUAUGUAGUAGUCGGAGGUGUGAGACGGGUAGAGGUAUUCAAAAACGACGGCGCUAACCAGGUAGAGUAAUGCUGUAGGCAGGUAGGGGCUGGGGAUGCUAUAGGCAGGAAGUGGAGGAUUUCUCAUGUCAGGCGAAACUCUAGCUCUGUUCCCUUAAGGGAGUACUCUAGACGUCUAAAGUGCCAUAGAUGCGCCGCUGAGGUAGCUACCUAGCUUAUAGCAACCAAUAGACGUUAACGUUCUCAUCAUCGUC
Molecule: messenger RNA, 1075 nt
Organism: Daldinia vernicosa
Lineage: Eukaryota; Fungi; Ascomycota; Sordariomycetes; Xylariales; Hypoxylaceae
Product: SelR-domain-containing protein
Exons: 2
Coding region: 155-760 (201 amino acids)
Biological process (GO): protein repair; response to oxidative stress
Molecular function (GO): peptide-methionine (R)-S-oxide reductase activity
Source: RefSeq, a predicted model, not a curated record